UUAGGGGCCCUCGCGAGGCAGGGAAGCGGAAGGGCCGUUCUUCGAGGCCGGCGAGCCGAGAUGGAGGCAGCCUCGCCGGCGGACGGGGUGACGGUGGUGUUCGAACGCGAUUCCCGCGGAGCCCCGGCGCCCCCCGAGUGCCCGCAUGGUCCUACUCUUUUGUUUGCAAGAAUUCUUUCAGGGAAAAGAGAAGGAAGAAGAUUUUACGCUUGUUCGGCGUGUCGGGAAAGGAAAGACUGUCAUUUUUUUCAGUGGGAAGAUGAAAAGAUAUCAGAAGCUCGUCUGUCAGCACAGGAAAAAUACAACCGGAGUCAUCGGCCCUCUAAAACUCAUUCCGACAAUGUAAAAAGGUACAAGGAGUUCAUCGCUCUACCGCCACCGAAAAGGAAGUUUUGUCAAGAAUGUCAACAGCUCCUGUUGAUACCUGAAUGGGAAAGGCACUCUGGCCACCCAGUACUCUCUGAUAUCUCAGCGGCCCAGCUGAGAAGACCUAGCCAACUCCUCAGUGCUCUGGAGAACAAGAAGACGAACGCGCAGUAUCUCUUCACCGAUAGAAGUUGCCUCUUCCUGUUGGAUCUUCUCAUAGGACAAGGUUUCCGAAGGGUGCUUUGUGUUGGCACUCCAAGUUCUAGGUUGACGUUCUCCUUGAUCAAUUUCAGGCUUCACGAACUGAUCCAGUUGGAAGCUUCCUCCAAACGGAAGAUCUCCAUGAAGAGUCUUUUGCUAGAUAUUGAUUUCCGGUAUUCGCAGUUCUAUCCCGAGGAGGAAUUUUGUCACUAUAACAUGUUCAACCAUUAUUUCUUUGCCGGAGAGGCUGCCUCCCGGGUGUGUGAGGAAUUCCUGCAGGAAGACGGAGGGGGGCAGGUGGUCGUGGUGGCCGAUCCCCCGUUUGGAGGCUUGGUGGAGGCCCUGGCGACUUCUUUCCAAAAACUGAGGGCAACCUGGAGCUCAGCAGGAGGGGCAGGUUCUUCUACAAGCAAAGAGCUACCUAUCCUUUGGAUAUUUCCGUAUUUUUUUGAGCCACGCAUUCUUGAAUUUUUUCCAAGUUUCACAAUGUUGGAUUAUCAGAAAAGUUGGUGUCAGGGAAGGGAAAGAUGCGGCUGCUUCAAAACAUUUCUGGUUGAUUAUGACAAUCACGCGCUAUAUAAGCACGGGAAAAAAGGCCGCAAACAGUCCCCGGUUCGUAUUUUUACUAACCUCUCACCAGGUUCAAUAGUUCUUCCCGCAGAAGAAGGAUACAGGUUUUGCCCUGUCUGUCAGCGAUACGUCAGCGCCGAGAACCGGCACUGUGACAUCUGCAAUUCCUGUACUUCAAAAGACGGCAGAUGUUGGACUCAUUGUAACCUUUGCAAAAAAUGUGUAAAACCAUCCUGGGUUCACUGUAGCACCUGCGGUCGCUGUGCUCUUCCCACUCACCCUUGCGAACAAACUCAUGCCGGCUGCUUUAUUUGUGGCGAAGCUGAUCACAAACGCACCACGUGUCCAAAUCGGCGAAGGAUCGGCAGAACUGACCAAGAUAGCAAAAAGGUCACGAAAAAGAAGAAAUUGAAGAGGGUGUUUCUGGAGACAACAUGUUGGAAAAAGGCCAAAAUGGCAAGAAAAAGAAAAAAGAAAACCUAGAAUAAAACGUUCCGUUAUUAAACUGAUUAUUAAAAAAAAAUCAUUGGAUUAACGGAAAAGGUUUAUAUUUAAAAAAAGAGUCAAAUAUGUCUUUGGGCACGUACAGGUAAUCCUCAACUUAUAACAGUUCACUUAGUGACUGUUCAUAGUUACAUCACUGAAAAAUGUGACUUACGACCGUUUUUCACACUUACGACCGUUGCAGCAUUCCCCAUGGUCACGUGAUCUAAAUUGAAACCCUUGGCAACAGACUCAUAUUUACGACGGUUGCAGUGUCCCCGGGAUCACGUGAUCCCCUUUCGCGACCUUCUGACCAGCAAAGUCAACCAGGUUCAUUUAACAACCGUUACUCACUUAACAAUUGCAAUGAUUCACUUAACAACUGUGGCAGGCUGGGUCGUAAAAUGGGGCAAAAGCCACUUCAGAAAUAUCUCACUUAGCACCAUAAAUAUUGGGCUCCGUUGUGGUCAUAACUUGAGGACCACCUGUAUUUGAAAAAAAUCAGCCCAAUUUUUCCAAGUUGCAGGUGGCGAAGAGUGCUGUGUGUCAUGGCCGGUUCCUCCAGCAGAUGGCGCCAGUAGAUUGGGGUUUUUUUUAGCGUCUAUUUGCUGCCACCUAGUGGUAACCCAUCCUAGCUGCUGCUUCCCCUAAAAACAAGCUGUGUUCUGCAGAGUUAAAAAUGUGCAAUUUGCAAACUGACUUGAACUCGCUUUGCGUGACCUGCUUAUCUUGGUCUGGUGCUAAGAGUCUGUCAUUUGCACCUCUAUAACUGUCUGGUUCGGUUCUGCAACCCAACAAGAAAAACACAGACUUCAGAGGAUCAUUAGAACUGCAGAAAAAAUAAUGGCUACCAACCUGCCUUCCAUGGAGGACCUGUAUACUGCACGAAUCAAGAAGAGGGCCGUGAAAAUAUUUGCAGAUCCCUCGCAUCCUGGACAUAAACUGUUUCAACUCCUACCCUCAAAACGACGCUAUAGAGCACUGCACACCAGAACAACUAGACACAAGAACAGUUUUUUCCCCGAAGGCCAUCGCUCUGCUAAACAAAUAAUUCCCUCAACACUGUCAAAUUAACUACUAAGACUGCACUACUAUUAAUCUUCUCAUAGUUCCCAUCACCAGUCUCUUUCCACUUAUGACUGUAUGACUAUAACUUUUUGCUGGCAAUCUUUAUGAUUUAUAUUGAUAUAUUGACUAUUAAUUGUGUUGUAAAUGUACCGUGAUGAACGUAUCUUUUCUUUUAUGCACACUGAGAGCAUAUGCACCAAGACAAAUUCCUUGUGUGUCCAAUCACACUUGGCCAAUAAAA
Molecule: messenger RNA, 2929 nt
Organism: Ahaetulla prasina
Lineage: Eukaryota; Metazoa; Chordata; Lepidosauria; Squamata; Colubridae
Gene: ZCCHC4
Product: zinc finger CCHC-type containing 4
Exons: 14
Coding region: 61-1620 (519 amino acids)
Biological process (GO): rRNA methylation
Cellular component (GO): cytoplasm; nucleolus
Molecular function (GO): nucleic acid binding; zinc ion binding; rRNA (adenine-N6-)-methyltransferase activity
Source: RefSeq, a predicted model, not a curated record